Messenger RNA from Sciurus carolinensis (gray squirrel), 1263 nucleotides. It is a transcript of the gene Prss48, whose product is annotated as serine protease 48. The record is from RefSeq and is a predicted model, not a curated record. Bases 1 to 927 code for a protein of 308 amino acids. The transcript is spliced from 5 exons. Gene Ontology annotation, biological process: proteolysis. Gene Ontology annotation, molecular function: serine-type endopeptidase activity. NCBI's taxonomy places the organism in Eukaryota, Metazoa, Chordata, Mammalia, Rodentia, Sciuridae.
AUGCGCCCUGCUGGCCCUGCAGUCCUGCUGCUCCUGCUGCUGGGUGAGCUCUUGGGGUUGUGCGGGCGACGUAAAUACUCGAGUCGCAUCGUGGGUGGCCAGGACGCUGCCGCCGGGCACUGGCCAUGGCAGGUCAGCCUCCGCUUGUCCAAUGACCAUGUCUGUGGAGGGUCCCUCAUCAGCGAGCGCUGGGUCCUGACAGCAGCACACUGCAUAAAAAAGUCCUGGGUGUACACAUACAGUGUGUGGCUGGGAUCCCACAAGCUGGACCGCUCCAGUGGUGGUGUGGUCUACUAUGUGUCCCAGAUCAUCUUCCAUCCUGAACGCAAAAGCAACACCACCGCAGACAUCGCCUUGCUGAAGCUGGCCUCCCGGGUCACCUUCACUCCUCUCAUCCUGCCCAUCUGCUUGCCCAAUGUGAUAAAGCAGCUGACAAUCCCAGCCUCCUGCUGGGUGACCGGAUGGGGAAAAACCAACGAAAUAACAGAUACUUACCCUUCUACCCUCCAGGAAGUUGAAAUACCUGUUUUUAACUACCAGGCUUGUGAGAGACUCUAUAACCCUGUUGGCAUCUUCUUCCCAGAACUGGAUCCAGCCCUCGAGGAAGACAAGAUUUGUGCUGGUGAUGUUAAAAAAAAUAAGGAUAGCUGUGUGGGCGAUUCUGGAGGGCCUCUGUCAUGCCAUAUAGAUGGUGUGUGGAUCCAGAUAGGAGUGGUAAGCUGGGGAGGGAAAUGUGGCCAGUACCUUCCUGGGGUCUACACCAACGUCAGCUACUACCGAACGUGGAUUAAUGCCACUGUCUCAAGAGCUGAAGGGCUGGGUGCCAACCAUCUGGACUUACCUGCCUUCUUGUUCCUGGCUGCACUACUCUCUCUGGCUCUCCUGGGCCCCUCCUGGGCCUCUGGGCCUAUCCUGAUGCCAGGAUGAAGGGAAGAGGUGCAGCUGCUGGGGUCGGCGGAGCGGACAGGACCAGGAGAAUCCAGCGACGACCCACAAGGAGUUCCUGGGAAUCCCAGAUGACUUUAUUUGUCAUUUUAAAUGAUUGUUUUGAAGGUUCCUGAUUCUGUAAGUGUGUGUGAGUGGCUAGAGUGUGAACAGCUAAGAAACAAGGCUGCCACUUCUGUGCAUGCUUUCUUUAUCCUUAACUUAUGUGUCUUGCGUGGCAGGAAGAAUGCACUCUACGAAAAAAAUUUGUGCAUACAAAUUAAAGUGCUACUUAGAAAGGCAGGCAAGGCAAGAGUAUCUGGGAUGGCAGAAGGGAAA